Molecule: messenger RNA, 5234 nt
Organism: Corylus avellana
Lineage: Eukaryota; Viridiplantae; Streptophyta; Magnoliopsida; Fagales; Betulaceae
Product: hapless protein
Source: RefSeq, a predicted model, not a curated record
UUCUUUCUCUCUCUCUCUCUCUCUCUCUCUCUUCAUGUCCAUUGACGCAUAUUCACAGAUGGGAGGUGAAUCGUGGUGUUUAAUGGUACAAACUUGCUUUUUGGUGGAGUGAGAAAGAACCUGAUGCCCUCUUGAUGUGCUGAUGGAUGAAGAUUCCAGUGGGGCUGUUUGAUUUUACACUUACAGCUUCGUGUUGACGGCUUUGUGGUGGGGUUUGGAGUGUAAGGAGAGAGAGAGUAAAGAGAGUUAAAAAAAAAAGAGCGGAAGGCCAAUUGUUGUUAUAUAUGCUGAAGUCUAAGUUAAAGAUAAGGCCCAGUGGUAGAGAUAGUAAUAGAGCUUGUGACUGUUGGAAAAACAGCACAAGAAGUGAGAAGCUUUUCUUCAGAUGUUAUCCAUUGAAAACUCUCCACCAGAUCCCUCGUGCUCUUGCGAUAUUCCCCAGCUCAAAACUGGCAGUCAUGAGAGGGCUUCUCAUAAGCUUGCCUUGCCAGAGGUAGAUCUGUCCAACCCAACCCAAUUUGGUAACACCCCACUUCCCGACUUCUCUAUAAGAGAUUAUGUUUUCACUGCCCGGAGCAAGGAUAUCAAGACGAAUUGGCCGUUUUCUUUGAAAAAUCUGCAACUUUGCUUGAAACAUGGCGUGAAGGAUGUGUUGCCACCCUUUCAGUCUCUUGAUAAACUGAGGAGCCAACCCUUUGAGAGAUGUACGGCUGAAAGUAGUACACUUGAGAACAAGAACUUGAGCAAUUCUGAUGGAGAGCCUUCGAGGCCUAAUGAUCAUGCAGAACUAGACUUUUCUGAAAAUGCCCAAUUGAACCAGAAGCCAGAAGAAGCUUGCAUAGGGACAAUUUCAUGUAGGUCUCAAGGGGAAAAUGAUUUCCCAUCCACAACGACAAGUGUUUCUCAAUCUGAUAUAGAGUCACUUCCCACUAACAAGCGCUCACCCUUAGUCGACACUGAUACUUUGCCUGAAGUUGAAGCUGCAGGUGUUGCUCCGGCCCACAAGACUGAGAGCACUAGUCGACCGAGUAAAAAGUGCAGAUUGGUUGUGAAAUUUGGUGCCAACUCUGACCGUUGCUCGACUGAAGAUAUCGCUUCAAAUUGUACUUCCCUAUCAGAAUUGACAAUGGCUUCAAAGACAUGCCCUGUUUGCAAAACUUUCUCAUCGUCUUCGAACACCACCUUGAAUGCUCACAUUGAUCAGUGCCUUUCUGUGGAGUCAGCUCCCAAGUGGAUGACUGAUUCUAAACUAAGCAGGCAUAGAAUUAAGCCAAGGAAGACAAAAUUAAUGGUGGAUAUCUACACUACAGCAGCAAGGUGCACGUUAGAAGAGCUUGAUAGAAGAAAUGGUACGAACUGGGCCUCAAUUUCAAACUUGCCUACUCGGGAUAGUGACAACUCUGAGAUGCCCGAUGAAGGGAUAAAGCAAAGAAUGUCCCCGGUUCAUACUGCCGAGACUGGUGAUGUUGGUGCAGUCUAUAUUGAUGCCAAUGGGACCAAACUUCGGAUUUUAUCCAAGUUUAAUGAUCAAGCACCAUCCGUGACUCAAGUGGGCGAGGAUCUUGGCACAAGGAAACCUUUGAAAGGAGGUAAAGGAAGCAAAUUCCUUCCAACCAAAAAGAAAAAGCGCCGUGCACACAAGCAUCAUAAGUAUCUUAAAAUUGCUCCUCAAAGCAAAAAUUUUGUGUCUCACAAGGCGCAUUCUUUUCAGAUUUAUGGGGGUCAAGGAGUUCAUCGUGGAGUAGAAGAAAGGUGCGAGAAGAACGAACAUCAACUAAAGAAGCAAGUUAAACCAAGUGAUUCUGGAAAUCUAAGACAUUGGGUGUGCUCCAAAAGAACUGGAGUUGCAAAAAAAGUUAAUAGAAAAGAUGAUCAUCAACCUCAAAUUGAAAGUGAUCAAUUUUGUUUUGGUGAUUCUCCUGUGGAGAGAAGUCAGGUUUCAAAAGUUACAAAUGUGUCUCAGAACCCAAUAUCUUCUCCCGAAAACAGUGAGACAAUGAAGAAUCCAUUUUGUGAAGCCCGAGCUAGUGACAAGAGGGAGCGAUCUCCUGGGAGAAAAAGAGUGGGAAGUCCCUUGUUUGGAGGCAGGAGCUGUGACAAUGCAGAGAGGUCCCUUCCAAUGAAGAGAAAUGUCAGUCAGUUGAGCCAAGACAGUGAUUCUGUUUGUGAUGGAAAUUGUGUAUCUUUGUUGAGCAGUAAGCUGGAUGAUGUUGCUGCAGGAACAAAUCAUAAUUCUUAUAUUCUUCCCAGUUCUAGCACAAAUCCAUCUAGGAGCUGUCAUUCCUUAACAUCAAAAGCCAUGAAAUUCUCUUCAUCAAGGAAAAAUGUGUUGGCUGCCAGAAGUGGAUCACCUAUGUCUGAGUCCAGAGCGGAUGUGAUCAAGAUGUGUUCAGCCCUUAAGACUUCCCAAGUGCAUUUAAUGGCAGAAACAGAUGGCGAAGCAAUGGCCUGGUGUUCUGAAGCUGAUCAGCAAUAUGAUUUGAUGCACAAUCAUAUUGCAAAUCAGUCUGGAAGAGAAGAGAUAUCUAACAAGGUGUCUCUUGGCAGUAGCACUGUACUUAAAAUGAAACAAGGUAGAGGAGCAAUAAAUACGUCUCAAAGGGUGGAAGCUAUGGUUUUGAAGAGUUCACCGCUAGCUCGUCAAAGUUAUGGACAUGAUGAGGGUGAAAACAUGGAUUCUGCUGGAGUUGGUGAUGAUUUUCUGGACAAAGUUGGUGGCCCAGAAUCUGCUAGAAAAGAGGUUUGGUUCCACAGAGAGGUUGUCAUUGAACCAGCUUCCAAAGAAGCUGUUGGGGAGGCUGUUGCAAGCUUGUGUCAAUCUGUAGCUCCUGAACUACAACACAAGCUGGGCAAUUGUGCUGUGACACGUUUGAACUCUGUACGAUCUAUUGAAGAUUAUCAAGGGCCUUCAUGUGGAGCUGAAGCACCUGUAGAUCCAACUGAGGCAAGUUUUGUCAAUGGACAAGAGGUAUAUUGUGCUGAUGAAGUGGGCAAUGACUUGAUUGGGCAAAGUGCUCAUAUUGGGGAAGAAAUGGAUUCUGAAAUUGGGCAGGCCAACUUUUUCCCAGAGGUAGAUCCAAUUCCCAUUCCAGGGCCACCGGGAUCAUUUUUACCAAGUCCUGGGGAUAUGAGCUCAGAAGAUCUCCAAGGGAGCUCAUCAUUGACCACAAGCCGGGUUCAAUCUUCUCAAGAUCAGCAUGAUUUCAUUGAAGGGGAUUCAUCAGAUUCUCCUAUUUCCACAACGUCAACUAUCUCUAAUUCCACAUUGACCGGAUAUGAUCGGAAGUAUUCCGAACCAUUAUCAUCUGCAGGACCUCAAUCAUUUCAAGACAAGUUGAGGUCAGGCUUCUCUGGUGCUAGUGUUGAGCCUUCAGCAGAAAGUGAUGCUGCAGUUCCACGAACAACUAGUACUGUAGUAGAAAGGCUUGAUUUUGAUGGAGAUAAUUGUAAACUUAAUAAAAUCUCUAUUGAAAAGGGGCCUCUAAGUUUCAAAAAUGAUGAGCCAUGCUGUUGCCAAAGAAAGGAGAGAACUGCUCAGGGUGUUGCUUUAAAUUAUCAAGAAUCACAACUACUAAGGCGAAGAGCCAUAGCUUCAGUGACAAUGCCUACCAUGGGAAAGCAAAUGGGUUGCAAUAUCAACACGAGGCCUGGCAAUUUGGAUGCGAGGUCUGAAAUAUUUUCUCUGAGCAGUUGCUCAAGUUCAAAAUCUGAAAAGGCCAUUCCCCCCGUCAUGAAGUCUCCUGCAGGUUCUGUACCUUUGAAGGGUUCCCCAGAUGCUGGAGUGAAGUUUCUGGGGCGUGGUGCUUGUGAUUCUGCUGGUCCAUCUGCUUCUAAUCCAGUUCUCAGGCUGAUGGGAAAGAAUUUGAUGGUGGUCAGCAAAGAUGAUGAUGCACCAAUGCCGCUUGGGCAUGCCCAACCACAUUCCCAAAUCAACCCUCAAACUCCAAGGUUCCCAACAUUUCCUGAAGUCUCUCCGGUAAAUAUUCAAAAUCAGGUCUACCAUUCCUACCAUCAAAUGGUCCCUCAAAUAGGCCAGGAUUCACAUAAUUUGGUGGGGCAUUGUUUUGAUGGAAGGCUGUCAAACAGUUUUAGAAGCCACACUAAUUUGAAGACACCACAAACGCUUGUGCAAGGAUCUGCAGGCUUAUUUCCCGACCAGCAUAAGGAUGGUGGUUUCAUUGCUUUUGAGGAACCUCAUGAGUAUAAAGGUCACUAUAAUGUGCCAACACAACAGAAUAAGUCUAAGAACAGACCAGUUGGAGCAUCCGCAUAUAACAUGGAGAGACUUUUAACAGCUCCUGAAUGCCAGCAGAUGAGUGCCCAUUCUGCUGCCAAUGCCAAUAGAGAAAUUAUCGUCAUCGAUGACAUUCCAGAUGGCGAAUCCAAUUUGACCACUGAUGUUGCAAAUUACAUUGAAGGGUUGAGGGAAAGCCGUGUAGUUGCAUCUGGCAUUUCGAUUCCAGUGGUUCCCAACUAUAACUCAAGGCAUGCGAAUCCUUUCUCUUUUUACCAGUCGCAGGACCCUUCCCGUGGUGAAUUACCAGUGGUGCACAACGCCAGCGUUCAUGCAACCCCCUCCAGAGGAUCAAAUGCAAGCUCUGCCAGAUGGAGUUGUACUUCAGAAGGUUCUAGUGUGCUGCAGCGGAGCCCUUUUUUUGCUGCAUCGCCAUCAAGAGGUCAUCUAAGGUCUACACUGUAUAAUUCUCCAAGCUUGAUGUAGUUGGCAAGUUUUGUUUGCGAUGGGCCAUUUUUGCCUGGGGGCAAAUACCAGGUUUUGCUUCAAACUUUGUAAUGAUAUGGAUGAAAUCUUGAGCUGCUCAUAGAUUACUUGAUGGGCAUGCAGAAACUUUGGGGGAUGAGAAAAAUAAUGGCGGUUGAUCAAAGACGGAACCUGCACAAGUUUAGAUGUUGAAAUCUGAUCAGAUUGUGUUGGUAUAUAUUUUAGUGUACUACUGAUCGUGUUGGUCCAAAAUUAGGCAGCUCUUGAGGCUUCAUGCUUUGGCAAUCUUAAAGCUACCCAGCGAGUAGAAAAUGUAUAAGCAAUCCAUGAAUAAUAGUUGACAAUUAAGGAACCUUGGCUUUGAGUCAACGGAGUUGAGCGUUCCUUCGAGGAAAUGUAUCAUGUCUUUUUAUUUCUUUUGUUAAAUUUUGUUUCGUUCGAGCUACCUUUUCAGGUGUUUUAUUUUGACCUUCUAAUUUUAUAGCAAUACUAUUAUUGGUAUCUUCAAAAUCAA